GAGAAUGUCUAGACUCCUGCUGGGGAUUCCACCUCUCUGGUUUGGGGUUUAGAAAGAAGCAAUCACAAGCAGAGCAGGUUUAUACUAUGUUACCAUAACCAGGCAGUUUGUAGCUGCUGUUCUAACAUACAUAGAAGCUGCAGCAAGGGGAGGUGCAGUGAUUCAGCCUGGGCUAUACCUUACUGGCUUCCCUUACACACUCCAGGGGAAGCAAGUCUCUUGGAAGAAAGUCUUGAGAUCUAUUUUCCACAAGUCUGCAAGAAUGCCUCUUCUCUCCCUUCUCUGGAUACGUCUUCUUUUUGCUAGUUUUGAAAGCAAGGUGUCCUGAAAAAAAAUAAUAAAAGGAAUCCAAAAGAUCCCACCAUCAGGACAAAUGUGGGGUGCCCCCUAAAUGGUGUUUGCUGUGCAAUCUGCUACUUUUUAAGGGAGAAAAAUCCUAAAUUUGCAACUGUGUUCUCUGAUCCCAUGUGUGCCUGGGUGGCUUCAGAAGUCGCUGUUGUUUAAGGUGGAUUAAGUAAUGAUCCUCCGCCUUUACAUCAUGGUGAUCUCAUAUCUUUGUGCCAUUGGUGCUGCCCCCUACCAAAGCCAGAAGACAGAUCGUGAUUAUGGCCCCGAGAUAUCUUCCCACCCUUCCGAUCCAACACUAGAACCCUUUAACAUCAGUCAUGGACUACAGGAGGUGCUAUUACCAGACUUGGCUUCCACGUAUCCAGAUAUGACUGGUAACGAAUGGAAGCUCUACUCUCCUAGAGUCAUUCUGUCCAGUCAAGAACCUUCAGAUCCUCCUCUUCUUUUCUUAGCAGACGAGCCUGUCUCGCAUUCAGAACCAGCAAAUAGGACUUCACGGGUUAAACGGGCAAUGGGAUCUGACAUGGCCAGUGCGUCCCGCCGGGGGGAACUUUCUGUAUGUGACAGCAUGAACCUUUGGGUUACUGACAAGAGAUCGGCUGUGGAUGACCGAGGCAAGACAGUGACCGUAAUGUCGGAAGUUCAGACUCUAACAGGACCUUUGAAGCAGUACUUUUUUGAGACAAAGUGCAACCCUGCUGGUGGAACUACCAACGGGUGCAGGGGUGUGGACAAACGACACUGGAUAUCAGAAUGCAAAGCAAAACAGUCUUAUGUGCGGGCACUGACUAUGGACACCAACAAGCAGGUGGGGUGGCGCUGGAUCCGGAUUGAUACUGCGUGUGUCUGCGCCCUGUUGAGUCGCACUGGGAGGACGUAAAAGGGAAGGGGAAAAAGUUGAGUGUACUGCUCUCUCUGUAUUGCUACAGUUUGAGUAAACUGGAGGAGCUUCUGAUCUUCUCAUUAAGCUGUUUACAAUGUGGCAAAGAGGCCAAGAGCCCAUAUUCCUACAGUCACAAACAUAUAUUUUGGGGGGUGGGGGAAGUCAUAAAACAGCUGUCACGAGGAAUGAUUUAACUCUACCAGGUUGUGUGACUUCCAAAACUGGAUACAAAUUUUAAACAGUCCUCAUCUAAAGGGAGCAAUACUUUAUUAACCUGUGAUAACUAUGUUACUAGUGCCUUUUCAGUGUGGAUUUGCACAGUUACAUCUACAUUAUAAAGGGAAUUUCGUAACACAUCAAGGAGUUGGCAAGUUGAGGUUUCAAAAGUCUUAAGGAUCAUGUGUAUAUUUAGUCUUCACGAUUAGGACGCAUCCGAGAAUCCUGACUAGGUGUCUCCAUUCUGGACAAAUCUAAUCUUUGUCUCUCAUUCGACAUGACAGACAUGACUGUGUUGGAUUAUGAAAUGUGAAGAAAUUAACCAGCCAGAUUAAUGUUGUUAUCCUGCCCAUAACUUUAUACCGUUCAC
Molecule: messenger RNA, 1817 nt
Organism: Pelobates fuscus (common spadefoot toad)
Lineage: Eukaryota; Metazoa; Chordata; Amphibia; Anura; Pelobatidae
Gene: NTF4
Product: neurotrophin 4
Exons: 2
Coding region: 518-1228 (236 amino acids)
Biological process (GO): cell surface receptor protein tyrosine kinase signaling pathway; neuron projection morphogenesis; nerve growth factor signaling pathway
Cellular component (GO): axon; synaptic vesicle; extracellular region
Molecular function (GO): nerve growth factor receptor binding; growth factor activity
Source: RefSeq, a predicted model, not a curated record